This is a messenger RNA of Phytophthora nicotianae INRA-310, 534 nucleotides long. RefSeq lists its product as hypothetical. The transcript has a single exon. Bases 1 to 534 code for a protein of 177 amino acids. Lineage: Eukaryota; Oomycota; Peronosporomycetes; Peronosporales; Peronosporaceae. The record is from RefSeq and is a predicted model, not a curated record.
AUGCGUCACGUGACCUCGAAAGUGGGUGCUGCCGACGCUGAGCUUCUCGGGGACAGCUUCGGUUUGAUGUUCGACGGAUGGACCUGCGGAACAGUCCACUUUGUUGGCAUCUUCGGCGUUAGUGUUCGCGACGGCGUGCGGAGACAGCCUCUGCUGUCUAUUUCGAUGGCUAAGGAUGGGCAGUCGGCCGAUGAUCACAUCGAAAUGAUCGACAACGUUCUUGAUGUAUACGAAAAGAACCGAGAGAUGCUGCGCUUCGACGUCGGCGACAACUGCCCGACGAACAAGGCUAUCGCUACUCGGCUCAAGGUUCCCCUGAUCGGCUGCGCAAGCCAACGCUUCAAUCUGGCGGGUUGCGAGUAUCUCGUCGAGUAUGAGGACCUCAUCGCUGAAGUUCAUUUUUUUUAUUGUAAGAGCACUGCUUACAAGGUAUUCGAUAAUCAGAUUAGGGGUCACACGAUUCAGUCAAUUUAUGAGGCUAUCCCCGGUAGAGCUCGCGUGGUUCCGUCUCCGGAAGGUCUCCCUCCGCAUUGA